CCAGGCUGCAGCCACAUAAUAGUCUGGGCUGCGAUUGGAGAGAGCAAGUGCGCACGGAAGCAGACGAUAUCGGAGGCAGGCACCGACCAGAACAGAGCGCAUCAUAGUAUCUGAUUUAACUGUAUUUGGGAAUCAAUUCAGAUUAUAAAGAGAAAACGUUCCAAUUGAGAAACGGAAAAYAAGAAGGGGUGAAAAUGGGACAUACAGUGUUACCCAUUUUGAUGGCCGUAUUGUCCCAUUGCAUGUGGGGAAAUGUCGAGGCUUUGGCCAUGGCUGAGGUGAAUGGACCGGGGCCCCUGGUGGCCGAGCCGCAGAUUGCCAUGUUCUGUGGGCGUCAGCUGCUGCACAUGAACCCUGAGACUGGCCAAUGGGAGCCUGACCCGCAGGGCCGCCAGGGCUGCUUCACAGAGCCCAACCAGAUCCUGUCCUACUGCCAAGAGAUGUACCCAGCCCUACAGAUCUCCCAUGUGGAGGAGUCCUCCAGCCCUGUCACCAUCCCAGCCUGGUGUAAGAAGGGCUGGGGCCACUGCCAGACACGCCCCUUCAUUGUCAUGCCCUACCGCUGCCAGGUGGGUGAGUAUGUGAGUGAAGCCCUGUUGGUUCCAGACCGAUGCCGUUUCCUGCACCAGGAGCAGAUGGAUGCCUGUGAGAGCUACGUCUACUGGCACAACAUAGCCAAGGAGGUACACACUCUGAGACACUACCAGCACAUUGAGGCCGUCGACCCCCAGAAGGCUGAGCAGAUGAAGUUCCAGGUCUACACCCACCUCCAUGUGAUUGAGGAGAGGAUGAACCAGAGCUUGGCUUUACUCUACCAGGUCCCUGCCUUGGCUGAGGAGUUGCACGAUGAUAUCCAGGAGCUGGUGAAGGCGGAGCGAGGAGACAUCAGUGAGCUCAUGACCACUUCCUUCUCUGAGACACGCACCACCGAGGAGCUGCUUCCUGCCGAGAGUGAGGAGGAGAAGGAUGACGAGGAGGAGGAGGAGAGAGCCUUCCAGAACAGGCCCUACCCACCCCGCAUCGACCCACAGCCCAACACUAAGAAAGCCUCUACAGACGAGUAUGACUAUGCCACAUCUGAGAGAAGCCCCACAUAUGAAUAUGAGGAGAAAAUUAACACCUCUCUGGAGCUCAAGCAGGUGGUCUACAAGUCUCCUGAGAUCCAGACCGAUGAACUGCAACCAGACGCCCUGGAGACAUUCAACCGUGGGGCCAUGGUGGGGUUGCUGGUGGUUGCCGUGGCCAUCGCCUUGGUGAUGGUGAUCAGUCUGUUGCUGGUGCGCAGGAAGCCGUAUGGCACCAUCAGCCACGGCAUUGUGGAGGUUGACCCCAUGCUGACCCCAGAGGAGCGCCAACUWAACAAGAUGCAGAACCACGGCUACGAAAACCCCACCUACAAAUUCUUUGAGCAAAUGAACUGAGGCGAUGGGUGUGGCCUCCCGGUCAUGCCCAAUCACACGAGGCGCUCCCUUUCCUUGCUCCCCUCCUAGGGGUGGUCCCAGUCACACCGCCUAUGUUGUAUUAAGAUGUAUCAUUACGACCAACACUUUAAUGUAACUUGACAAGCAAAUAGGGGGUAUAUACCCCAAACCUCUGACCAACCAUAUCCCCACAUCAGUUUUGGAAUGUAAACCAGUAACAGAGAUGUUUUACCAACUGACCCAUCCUCUUACUCUUCUGGUCUAGAAUAAAGGGGUGGACAUUAAUGCCACAGUGUAACAAUCAUCUCCUUUGGAGAGAUUCACUCCUGUCUACUUGGAUAGGAAUGCCAUUGGAAUGGCUUGAGUUGACCCCCUUAUUCUUAAUAAAAUGGAUUGAUAUUUGUCAGAAACGGA
This is a messenger RNA of Salvelinus sp. IW2-2015, 1835 nucleotides long. NCBI's taxonomy places the organism in Eukaryota, Metazoa, Chordata, Actinopteri, Salmoniformes, Salmonidae. The record is from RefSeq and is a predicted model, not a curated record.